GCCCGGCUGGCCCAGCCCCUCCACUGGUGCCAAGGAAUGUGCCUGGGAGAGGCCGGCGGGGCGGCAGAGUCGCGGCCACCUGGAGGCGGCGCGCAGGUCAGCGUGGAGGUGCCGGGUCACCAUGCUCAGUCUCAAGCUGCCCCAACUCCUUCGCAUCCACCAGGUCCCUCGGGUGUUCUGGGAAGACGGCAUCAUGUCUGGGUACCGCCGCCCCAGCAGCUCCGCCCGGGACUGUGUCCUCAGCUCCUUCCAGAUGACCAACGAGACGGUCAACAUCUGGACUCAUUUCCUGCCCACCUGGUACUUCCUGUGGCGCCUGCUGGCGCUGGCGGGGGGCCCGGGCUUCCGCGCGGAGCCCUACCACCGGCCGCUGCUCGUCUUCCUGCUGCCCGCCUGCCUCUACCCCUUCGCGUCGUGCUGCGCGCACACCUUCAGCUCCAUGUCGCCGCGCGCGCGCCACAUCUGCUACUUCCUGGACUACGGCGCGCUCAGCCUCUACAGCCUGGGCUGCGCCUUCCCCUACGCCGCCUACUCCAUGCCGGCCUCCUGGCUGCACGGCCGCCUGCACCAGCUCUUUGUGCCCGCCGCCGCGCUCAAUUCCUUCCUGUGCACCGGCCUCUCCUGCUACUCCCGGUUCCCCGAGCUGGAAAGCCCGCGGCUCAGUAAGAUCCUCCGCACGGCCGCCUUCGCCUACCCCUUCCUGUUCGACAACCUGCCUCUCUUCUACCGGCUUGGCCUGUGCUGGGACCGGGGCCACAGCUGCGGGCGGGAGGCGCUGAGCUCCAGCCACACCUACCACCUGCUCUGCGCGCUGCUCACCGGCUUCCUUUUCGCCUCGCACCUGCCCGAGCGGCUGGCCCCCGGGCGCUUCGACUACAUCGGCCACAGCCACCAGCUGUUCCACAUCUGCGCGGUGCUGGGCACCCACUUCCAGCUGGAGGCGGUGCUGGCUGACAUGGGGUCUCGCCGCGCCUGGCUGGCCGCGCAGGAGCCCCCCUUGGGCCUGGUGGGCACGCUGGCCACGCUGGGCCUGGCGGUGGCCGGGAACCUGCUCAUCAUUGCCGCCUUCACGACCUCCCUAUUUCGGGCCCCCAGCACGUGCCCCCUGCUGCAGGGUGGCCCGCCGGAGGGGGGAACGAAGGCCAAACAGCAAUGAGCCUGCCCUGGGGAAAGGCAGAGGCCAGGCCCCCCUCCCCUCCCCAUGCCGGGGAGGAGCCCGGAAGGGGCACGUCGGGGCCUGGGGCCGAG
This is a messenger RNA of Panthera uncia (snow leopard), 1248 nucleotides long. RefSeq names its product progestin and adipoQ receptor family member 6 (gene PAQR6). Gene Ontology annotation, molecular function: signaling receptor activity. Lineage: Eukaryota; Metazoa; Chordata; Mammalia; Carnivora; Felidae. The coding region runs from base 122 to 1156 and encodes 344 amino acids. The transcript has 8 exons. Gene Ontology annotation, cellular component: membrane. The record is from RefSeq and is a predicted model, not a curated record.